UUUCUUUUUAAAAAAUUCAUGUUAAAGCACUGGAACAUUGCUUGCAUUUCACUUUUUGUGUUUAUUCCCUUAAUGAAGCCUCGAGUUUUCUUUUUGGCCAAAACACACAUAAACUUUGUUGCUGAGUUAGGUGAAAGUUUGGAUGUCUUUUUCUGGGAACGUCUCUGCUUAAAAGUUACUUAUUGUCAAUCUUGUUGAAUCACUCCUAACUUCUUGCUAACUAUCAAUUGAUUUUAAUUUUCUUUUCGUGUGGUUAUGAUGAGUUUUAGAUAAUAACUGAUGAAGAGAUGUUUAAAACUCCAAAUAGUGACCAGAGCAUUACACAGGUGACAUUUUUUGAAAGAAUGAAGCAGAUUGUUGGUGCAAUCCUUGGAGAGGUUUCCUAUAAGUUUCAAACCGUUGCUUUGUGAUUUAGGUAAGUCUUAGUGCUCUGGGAGAACCAUAUUGUUAACAUUUCAAGAAAGAAGAGAGAAAAAUGGGCUGUGUUUCUUCUUGCUUUCAAGUUGAAGACUAUGAGGAGGAUCACACUAAUCCAAGUAGUUCUGUAAAUAGAAACUGUCCAUGCCCGAGAUGUCUUGUUAAUAACUUACUUAACCUGUACAUCUCUUUGUUUAGAAGAGGCGAAACCCCACGCUCUCUCCCAUCCUCUUUACAAGCUACUACUGUAUCCAUAACUUCCUAUGAUAACUUUAUAUCCUCUACUCCAUGGCCUCUGCCUUAUGAUUCUGAUCCAGGAUACUUUCAUUCACGGCGUGAUUCUCUUGUCUCAAGACGUGAUAAGGGUUCUAGUCAUUCACAUGAGGAAGCUGAGCCCUUGAGAAGUGAUGCUGAUGAUGAGGAUUCUGAGUCUUUCCUAGUGGAAAGAAGCAGAUGGGCUAAUAAGCUUACUAUCUCCGGUGAAGAUUCCAGAGAAGACUUCUCUAAAUCCACUAGGAGAAUUCUUAAGUCAAAGACAAUUAUGGAAGCGGGUAGUAACCAAGGCGUGUAUGAUGAUGAUGAAGACGUUUGUCCAACGUGUCUUGAAGGUAUUCAUUUUCAUUUUGAAUCAAUGCAUUUGAAGGAAGCUUUAGUAUCCCAUAUUUUUUUUGCUCGCUUUUUGAAGAAUACACAUCAGAGAACCCGAAGAUUGUUACAAAGUGUUGUCACCAUUACCACCUCAGCUGCAUUUAUGAAUGGAUGGAGAGAAGCCAAGACUGUCCUGUUUGUGGAAAGGUGAUGGAGUUCAACGAAUCACCGUGACUUAUAAUUAUGGAGUUAUGAAGAAACCCUCGCAACAACAGAAAACACACACAAUAAUCUGAUGUUUUUCACAGUGUGCCUCUGGUGCAGUGUUGUGUCCAAGGCAUUAAACUUUUUUACAUUAUCUUGUAACAGUGUGAUGUUUAUAAAUUUGGCAUAGAGGUUUACGUUGGCUCAAGGAGAGAUCACCAUUAUAUAUGUAUCUCAAUGCACUGGUGCAGCACUUUGAUUAUAAGUUAUCAGGUUUAAUCAA
This is a messenger RNA of Brassica rapa (field mustard), 1492 nucleotides long. Its product is annotated as E3 ubiquitin-protein ligase At3g02290. Lineage: Eukaryota; Viridiplantae; Streptophyta; Magnoliopsida; Brassicales; Brassicaceae. The record is from RefSeq and is a predicted model, not a curated record. Gene Ontology annotation, molecular function: ubiquitin-protein transferase activity.